ACUGUAAACUCAUGUGACAUCCUAAACUGUCCCAAAGGAUUCAGAUGCUGUGACAAUGAAUGCUGCCUAGAAAGAAAGGUCUGGAAAUCUGAAAAUGCACCCUUCUGGAUCCUGUUCCUGAUCUUACUGGUCCUGUUACUCCUUUUGUACUUCUGUGGCCUAGUGGGGUACUUUUGUUCCAAGAACAGAGAACUCCAGCAUGAGGUCAGAAGAGUGGAUCAUCAGACACCUCCAGAACCCCCCUCCAUUGCUCCCCUAGAGAGCAUUUGUGUCACCUGCUUGGAUUCUCCACCACCCUACUUUGAGGUUGUUCAGAUGCCACCUCCCACAGAACCACCUCCUCCCUACAGCCUCAGGCCUGAGGUUCCUUCUGUCCAGAUGAGAGGGACUGGCUAUGCAACGCUUUGA
Molecule: messenger RNA, 408 nt
Organism: Grammomys surdaster
Lineage: Eukaryota; Metazoa; Chordata; Mammalia; Rodentia; Muridae
Product: transmembrane protein 92-like
Exons: 4
Cellular component (GO): nucleoplasm
Source: RefSeq, a predicted model, not a curated record